Messenger RNA from Portunus trituberculatus (swimming crab), 8721 nucleotides. It is a transcript of the gene Wsck, whose product is annotated as putative tyrosine-protein kinase Wsck. The record is from RefSeq and is a predicted model, not a curated record. NCBI's taxonomy places the organism in Eukaryota, Metazoa, Arthropoda, Malacostraca, Decapoda, Portunidae. Gene Ontology annotation, biological process: positive regulation of kinase activity; protein phosphorylation; cell surface receptor protein tyrosine kinase signaling pathway. The transcript is spliced from 5 exons. Gene Ontology annotation, molecular function: protein binding; transmembrane receptor protein tyrosine kinase activity; ATP binding. The coding region runs from base 354 to 2726 and encodes 790 amino acids. Gene Ontology annotation, cellular component: signaling receptor complex.
AUAAGGCAAUUAAUGUUUGCGUGGUUCAAUACCACAGAAUCUUGAAUUUGGCCCCGCCAGUGCUACCACUGUGAGCCAGCAUGUGUCACUCCCUGCGCCUCGCUAACCAUGGUAUUGGUGAAGCGUUGGGCUAACGGGAAAGUGUUACUAAAUAUCAAUUUAAUUUGUACGUCCCACUGAAUAAUUAGACUUUGAAGGAAAGAACAUGAUGGUGAAAGAGUCUUUGUGUGUGGCGUGACAUUGGCAGGCGUGAGUGUUUGUGUCGCAGGACACCACAGCCUGCACAAGGUGUGGCUGUGGCCCAGACGUCAACAGUGGCAGGGAGUGAAGAUGUAACAAGCCCUGCACACCUGAUGCAAGGUAGGGAAGCUACCCGCCCAUCACUGCCACAUAUGGGGGGAAUCCAAAGAGAAUGGCUGGUGUUAGUGAAGGUGGUGGUGUGUUUGAGUCUGGGCAUCCUAGCACAGGAUAUGAGGCCUGUUGGAUGCUACAAAGAAGACACAGAAGGACAGGAUUUUACUUACCACUCAAAGAACAUUUCUAGCGGGACAAGUGUAACUGCUUGUGUGGAUGAGUGCAAGUCGGCCUACAAGAGUUAUGCUGCGUUACUCAAUGGUACUCACUGUCUGUGUGGAGAUAUUCUGAGCAUCAGUGGCUCAGAUGGCUGUGAUUUGCACUGCUCUGCUGAAAGUUCUUACUUGUGUGGUGGCGAGGGAGCCAUGAGUGUGUACGAGGCUGGGCACGGCAUUCUUAACCGUCCCUCUUCCUUGACUCAAGUAGACAGCGACCCAUACACCUUGCACAUUACAUGGGAGGCACCUGCCAAGGGACUGUCUGAAAUAUUGAAGUACUUUGUGACAGUAGAACCUCUCUUCUCAUACAGUGAGAGAGAUUCGUUUGUUACAAGAAAUUGGACAUAUUCAGCUCACACCCACUCAGCUUCUCUCAGAAAAGUCCAUCCAGGUACCAAGUACAGAGUGGAAGUGAGAGCUGCCUCACCCCAGGGGAAGGGAUAUCCCAUAUCCAGGGAAAUGUGGACUAAGGUUGGCAAGCCUGAGACCCCUGCCAUCCCCCAGGUGAUUAGCCGCACUGCAAACACCAUGACAGUGCAGCUUGAGCCAGUCAUCGCCACCAAUGGGCCCAUCACGGCAUACCAGAUUGUGGUCAAAGAUGAGACUUUGAGUGCUGAGCUGCAGCCUGACCUGCUGGAUGACUUCUCCACAGCAAACUCCAAGAACCUCCCAUUCUACAUUGCUGCUCAGCUCCCCAAAGAAAAUUUUGAGACCAUAUUUGAAGUGGGCAACGGCAAGCACUACGGCAGGUAUUACAAUGCUCCGCUGCGUGAAGGAGUCGACUACCACGUCAUUCUGGGUGUGGUGAGCACGCUCAACGAGACCAAGACGGCUUACUCCACUCAUGGACACGAACAGCACCAGAACUCGGUGAUCCACGACUUCUCUGGAUUGAAGAAAUCUCCGGCAGUCAUCCAGCUGGAGGAGAACAAGAAGGUCAUAAUGGGUCUGUCCAUCGCCAUUGGCAUAUUUGGUUUACUUCUCAUUGCCUCCAUUGUCGUGUACAUUGCCAUGAGAAUCAUUGUCAACAAGAAUCGCAGGUCAUUGGAGAACCAGGAGCUGGCCAUACAUGCCCAACAGCCCCACCAGGACCUGGAUAACGGGUACAGUGUGGCAGCGCACUAUGUGGAAGAGGAGCCGCUGCCCGCUGACCACUACCGCCAGCUCAAAGAAAAGGUGUGGAUCAUUCCUCACCAGGGACUCAAUGUGGUCGGGGACAUCGGGACUGGCAAGUUUGGGGAUGUGAGGAAGGGUGUGGUGAUCAACAAAGGGAACCAGAGGAAUGUGCUGGUACAGAGAAUAGAAGAUGACAGUCUAGGUGGAAACCGGAAGACACUCAUGCUGCGGGAGUUUGACGCUCACGUGCGCAUUGGCACCCAUCCUCACGUGGUGAGUCUGGUGGGGCUGAUGGAGGAGUUCAGCGUCAUCUCGGUGGCCUUUGAGUACGAGACGUCCACCCUCAAGACACAGCUGGUGGAGAGCCGGGCCGUCCAGCACUACCCUGUCUAUGCUGAGAAGAAUCGCAGGUUUUCCACGCUGCUGGAGACUCAGGAACUGCUGGAGAAGGGUCCUGUCUCAGCGUCACAGGUACCACCAUCACACCGACAAGCAAUAGAACUCUUAGUUGGCAUAGCCCAGGGCAUGGCUCACCUUGCUGCCCUCGGGGCCACACACAGCCAGCUCUGUGCCCGCAAUGUGGUAGUGGUGGAUGGCACCCGGCCCAAAAUUACUGGUUUUGGCCUGAUCCACUACCACAACGACCUGUACGUGCCAGACUACCGGCGGUGGCACGCCGUGGAGACGCUGCACAGCAAGGUGUCCACACCCAAGAGUGACAUGUGGUCUUUUGGCUGCCUCAUGUGGGAGGUGAGCACUCUGGGAGGAACGCCUUAUUCAGACGUACGCACGGAGGAGGUUGGCGGCCGUGUGAUGCGGGGCCUGCGCCUGCCCCAGCCCCAGUAUGUGGGUGAUGAGUUGUACCAGCUGAUGCUCAACUGUUGGCAGCAUGACUUGGAUGAGCGGCCGUCAUUCCCUGAGGUGGAGGCAAGCCUGCGCCAGCUGGCAGAGGAUGACAUCACACCUCACCUCUUGUUUUCACUGUACCCGUCAUUCCAGUAUGAACCGUAUUCUCCUCACCUGGAAUUCAUGGACUGAGCUACUGGGAUCAGUGUUUGGAUUUUGUAAUACAUUACUUCGUAAUUGUACCACUGUACGUGUCCAACCAUUUGUGUGUGUGUGUGUGUGUGUGUGUGUGUGUGUGUGUGUGUGUGUGCGUGCAUGCGCGCAAGCAUUCAUGAAAUUUUGUAUGCUAGGAAGAAAUUACUGUCAGACACAAAGCAAAGAGGAGAUUAUUAUGUGCCAAGAGACAACUGAAUGCACAAAAACUUUUAGGAGAAUUUAGCAGCUCAAUCAAAAUGUAAAAAUGUUUCACAACCACUGAGUGGAUUUGCUUCUAUUUUGUCUUAUGGCACAAUUUGGGUAUUGUUUUUGUGAAUGUUCUGUGUGAAUGCUGAUGUAUUUUUGUGAUAAGAAGUUUUACUUUGUGAAACUUUGUGUUUACGUAAGUGAAUUUUGCAUUCCAUCUAUUCAUUCUGAUUAAAUUUGUGUGAAUUGCAUCAGACACAGGGUUGUUGUUGCAUCACAUCACUUUGGUCACCAUAACAGCCCUCACAGUGGCACAGCCUUCACUCUCCAAGCCUUCCUUAGCUGAACACACUAGCUUGGAGUAUUGGUUAAAAAGUCAACCACUCCCUGAGUAUCAGUGUGUGAGGUGAGGCACAGGGCAAGGAGUGAGGCAAGGUACUGAAGUGAAGGACCCACAGUGAGGAGGAUGGGGGUGGGAUGGGGGGUGGCAGGCCGGGAUAUGAGGAAUAGUGAGUGUGGUUUGGUGGGUCAGGUGACACAUGGAGGGGUUGCUGUAUCAUUGAGGGGGAGUCUGAACCUUGACUAUCUUUGGGUGAAACAGCCUUAGACUUGUCUUGAUGUGUGUGAAGCUGGAAGGUUUUACAAUUAAUAACACUUUAUUGUAAAAGAAGUAAUUUAUUAUUUUUUAUUUUAUAUUGGUUACAUACAUGAGGUUGUAAUGUAGAAGCCAAGCUACUUAAUCCUUGGUACCAGUUUGUGAUAUGAUGAUCACCGUCUACAUAGAAUAGGUUUAUUGAAGUAAGAUAAAGGAUUCUCUGUUACGACACUAUAAUGAUUUGGAGACAGAUUACUCAAAUCAUUUUGGUGGCAUCAAGUUUCCAGAUAAUUUGUAUUGAAGUACCAGGAUAUAAGUUUUUCCCUCUUAUCUCAUUAAGUUAACACAUUUGUUUCUCCUCAAGGCUUUCUUGGUUCCACAUUAUAAAUACUUUGUACAUAUGUGAUGCCUAUCAGCCUGAUGGGUUGUAUACUCACAAGCACUAGUCCCAAGAUCAGGUAUCACUGUUGAUGCUGAGUGACAACUUUACGCCUGCACAAGGUUCAAGAAAGGAAUCACUCACUACAUUGUUCAAAGUGUGCAACAUUAACAGGAGUGAGCACAGAUACUGCUGCUGCUGCUGGAGACAGCCUAAAGCAACUGUCAAAUUUACUAUAACCAAGUUAAGAAAAGUAGUCAUGUUACAAUUAUCAUUGGUGUGCUACUGCAUGUUGAUGUGAGUCUGUCUAAAGGUUAUCUGUCCUGUUGCCUGUCAGUAUUAGGAUGAGUGAUGGAAGGUGGUGUGGAUGUACUGUACAAUGAACCAUUUUUGAGGUGGAUCAAUUGUGACAUGACUCAUAUUUAUAGUACUUUGAAAAUUUAUCUUUCAGUUAUAUUGCUAAAUACCAGGACUUAAGAGUCUUGAGGAGGACAAGUGCAUUAGAAAUUAUCUUUCUAGGUCAGAAAGACUGGACAACUCACAUGCUUGACUAUCAAUGUUUUUAUCAAUUGAGCUGAGUGGAACUUUACCACAUGUGCAUGUAGAACUCAAGAAAUUUGAAAUACAAAUUUUGAAUGGAUUGUGAUUUAUGACAGUAUUUUGAGGGUUUAUUUUGUGUAGCCUGACAGUCACCAUGGUGACAUGGUGAUGUGGUAAUUGCUUAUUUUGCCAUCAGUAAUCCUCAGGGAUAACUUACACUUGAGAAUGUGAACUGUCUUUUUAAAGGAAAUGAAAUGUGAUGACAAAAUACUUUCAGUUCUUGCACUUGGUAAUGAUUUUAUGGUUUAGAUUUUUUAAAGAUAAUAUAAGUAACAUUACUUUUUUGCUUCAGAACUUGAUUAUAGAGAAUGAAUUGAAGCAGUGUCUAAUACAGUCACACUAUGUUCAAAUGUGCAAUUAAUUACUACACAAGCUGGUGUGUGGACAGACAGACUGCCAGCCGUCCAGCAUGUGCACUGAGCCUGUGUGGUGACAAAGGUGCCACCCUGUGAUUAGUGGCAGUUGUGUAAUGUUUUGUAGUGAGGCAUGUUGUAAGUUUCAUUGUUUGCAUGUUUAUGCUAAGAAAAAACACUUCAAAUCCAAAGUUGAAGUCAGUUCAUAAUGCAAGUAAUGAUAAUUCAGUCACAUUGAUGAGAAAAAGCAGAAAAGGAAGAUUUUUACACAACUAAGAUACAAAAAUGCAUUCUCUUUUCAAUUAUAGUAAUGUGGAGGCAAACCUUUCUCUAGAAGAUUGACAUCAAUUAAAUCAGUUUUGUUUGAGCUUGGAAAAAAAAAAAAAAAAAAUAGAAAAAUAAAUAAAUUCUCUUUGAAUUUUAUGUUGUGUGCAUGAAGCAUGUAGGGUAAGAGAAAAGACUAAUAGCCUUUGAUCUCUCAUAUUGCACUUUUUAUGAAGCUACAGCCAUGUGUCACAUCAACCACUGCUUUGUGGAGGCCAGCAAAGAGUUACUGCUCUAUUGUACUAAUGUGUCAUUUUGAUUAGUGUAGGACAACUUCUUUGUGCCUUUAUUUGAACAAAAAACCAAAAAACAAAAAAACAAACCAAAAAAAAAAACAAAAAAAACAUGGUUGGUAGUGUGCAGAACAGACAUUCCCAAAAGGGCUUCCUUGGUAAAAGAGACUCAAGCAAAACAGUCUUUACAGAUUGCAUAUUAAUUAAGUAUUAGUUUUGUACUGUAACUCUGUAGCAUCAAUGUGUAUAAUGUGUGUAUGACUUAAGUGCGUUGGAUAGGAAUGUAAUGACUACUUAAAGCUUUUUUUUUCAAUUUUUUUUUAUCAGUACUAAUAUGUUGCUGUACUGUACUCUAGUCAUGUCUCAGCACUUGUAAGAACACUUCAGCUUUUCUGUUGAAAGCUUUGACAUUUUAUUACAAGUAACCUUAAUGUUACUUAUUCUUAAAAUCCUCAGUAUGUUCUCUUUAGUUACUAUUGAUAAUUCAUAUUUCUACAAACAGUAUGAUCACCAUUGCUGUACAUUUCAAAUUCAUCUUUGAAUCCUUUUUUAUGUAGUUGAUAAAUAGUAUCACGUGUGAAGACAUCUUCACACUAGCAAGUGACAUUUUCUGUUUAGAAACAGAACACUCAGCAUAACUAAAGUGUCACAUUUCAUCUGUCACUGAGCAGAUUUCUCUGCACUUUUGGGAUACAGAUAAGACAAUGUUUGCAUGUAUACACACACAUUCCCCAGACCUUUAAUCCUGGCCAUGUGUGUAUGAGUAUCACCCCUAACAGUGCAGGGUUUGGCUUGUAUUCAUUCCUACAAAAUUGCUUAUCAUCAGUUUGGGAGUAAUGUGUGUUUUGGAGUGGAUCUGUGAUGGCAGCUGGACACAAAAAUGGUGACUGCACAGUAACUGUAGGAGAAUGUCUGGAUUAAUAUUGUAAUUGCUAAAAUAAUUGAAAGAGCAGAGGUUUGAGGAAUAAGAUAAAUGCAUUUCAUGUUUUAUUCCAGAUUUUUGUUUGAUAAAGCAAAAAUGUAUUGCUUGAUGUAUAUUAGUACUCUAGUUUUCAUAAGUCAAACUAGGAUGGAUUAAUACUAAUAAUUAUUAGCCUUCCACACAAGCUCAGCUGGACAACUGCAGAUCACAGAUAAAAUUCAACUUUAGUAACCACAAACUUCUUAAAAUUUAGUUUUGUUUAUAUCAAUGCAAAACAUUUGAAUGUGAAAUUGAAAUAAUAGUAAAAUAUGUAUAACUUUAAAUGAUAUUACUUAAAACAAAGCAAAUUUGUGUGCUGGUUUGCCUGUGCUGAUAAUACCUCUUCAGAUGCUAAGUUGCGUAUUUGCGUUCAGUUUAUGACAAAUGCAAGUCUGCAAUGUCAUCACAGUUCCAUGACUGCACAACUCUGGCUUGUUGGGACACAGCAGCCGUUAGGUUCAAAUUAAAGUGUGGUUGGCUUUGAGCCGGGUGUGGAACAAGUGACUGUGACAGCAGAGCAGAUCACUUUUCAAACACCACAUUGAUUUGUGUCUGUGUUGCUUUCUUCUAACCACUCAGUAAUGGUAUUGAUGAAAACCAACUAAAUAUGAAUGGUGGAAAAUUAAUUCAAGUACUUAAAUUCUUUUUUAGUAUGUAAAGAGGAAUACAAAUUAGAAAAAUGGGAAACAUUUCAGGCCAUUUACACUCUUGUUGAAGUGUUGUAAUCUAUAAUGAUAAUAUUAAGUUGUAAUAGAUUACAUAUCUGGGACACUGGUUGUCUGUAAGUUAAUAUUUAACACCUUUGCUAAUGUACUUAAGAGUAUCAUAACACUAACAUUUAAACUUGUGAAGCAGUUGAGAAUCUCGUAGCUUUACCCACGUGUAAAUUUAAAGAAUCUCCUGCAUAGUAUUCACUGGCACUAGUACAAGUGCUGUUUUACAAGGAUUAUUAUUUUUUUUUUUACAGGCAUUCAGAUUUUACAGAUUUUUUUUUCUCAUCUGAUCUUUAUUUUCAUUCUUUUAAAUAAGUUUCCAGGAAGAUACCAAAAUAGUGGUGAUGUACUAUAGCAGCAUUAGCCUGUGUGAUAGGCAGCAGGGAAUCUGCAAGGCAUGUUACUUUACAUGUGUUGUAAUGGAAAAAUGUGUACCAUUGUAAUUUAGUGGUUUUGUAAAAGAUAAGUUGUUUAAAGAUCCUCCUUUAUUGAUUGGAUUGAGGCAAGGCACAUGCACAGGGAAUCCUUUUUGCUUGUUAGUCAGAGGCCUUAUACGUAUGUAGGUGGUCAUUUGAAUAUCAUGUCUUUUUAAAGAAUAUUUGGGCUAAGUUUUGCCUCUUCAUAGGAAAAAUAAAUCUACUACUUGUAUGAUGCACAAGUAGCCAAUCUUAGUCCAUGUUGGUGCAGGCAUGUGUGUAUCUGUGUGUGUGUGUGUAUAGUGACACUUCUUCAAGGCCUGUAUAAUUCCUGGGUACUCAUUGGUCACACUCAAAAGUAGAACAGCUGCCUUGUAGAAUGCUUACCAUGGCCCUUAUAGAGUCAUAAGAAGUCAUCACCAGUACAUAUAGAUAGAUUAUGAGCAAGUUACCUUGGUAACGUGUGGUCUUAAUCUGUUUGGCAAGAUAUUGAAUGCUGAUGCCAGUGUUGGGACAAGAAGAAGAAGAGAAAAAAGGGGGGAAAUCUUUGGGCCAGAACUUCACAUGAUGAAGAACAUUGCCAUUGUACAGUAUUAACUAAGCUUUUCUAUUAGUUAUGAAGCUAGACAAACCAAUCUCUCAGUUAGUAUAGUUGUAGCACCUGUGAAGUGCAGGACGGGAGCAGGAAAUAUAAUCUCUGGGCUACCUGAGUACUUCAAGAAGGAUGAGGCUUACUCCAUUGUUAACUAGCAUGAAGGAUUCCUUUAUUAGCACCAUCCAAAGCCCUCACAAUCACCACAAUGUUGGGCAAAAUCACUGGUUAUUAGACAGCACUUGAAAUAAGAUAUGAUGUUCUGUAUUUUUCACACGAUGUUUAAGCAUUACCUAGUGAUAGAGAUUAGUGCAAUGCUGUCUUAAGCAGGAUACAUUUGUAUUCUUUAUUUGGGGAAGGCAGUGGACAUACAUAGGUCAUGGUUAAUUUACUUACAUUUGUUCACAAAACCUAAUACUAUAUUAUACUUACAUGUUCAUUUUAAGCUGAAUUAAAAAAAUACAUUAAAAAUAUUGAGAUCUUGACAACAGUGUUUUUUAAAUCUUUGGGAAUCAGUAAGCACACAAAGUAUUCCUGAUACCAUUUGGUGGGAUGUUAUUUAGUAGUGUGAAAUGAAACUGACAAUAUGCAUGUUAAAUUAAAUGUGUCCAGAAAUUAU